GCGAGCUUGGCAGAAGAAUUCUGCUUUCUCAUGCCAGAUCGACUCAUUUUUUUUUGUUAUGCCUUCACCGACGAUGGGCGUUCUUCCCUCGACGGGAUCAAGGGAUUGUGAUGUGUGGAUCCAUGAUUCUUUCGCUGGUGUAGAUCCACGUUGGAGAGGACCGCAGCGGAUGGUGACUAGAUUCUUCGAGGAGGCGAACCAAAUUUGCAGAUCCUAUCGUUAUAAGGUGAGAUUUUGGCCU
Linum tenue is the source of this 241-nucleotide messenger RNA. The record is from the annotation of a GenBank genome assembly. Lineage: Eukaryota; Viridiplantae; Streptophyta; Magnoliopsida; Malpighiales; Linaceae.